UCUUCAUCAUAUCCAAAAAAAUUAAAACAAGAAAAUUACAGUCCUCUGAUAUUCUCUCUCUAAAUUCAGUUUCUCUCUCUAAGUUAAGUUUCUCUCUCUUGCGUUGCUUUGCAUUCAUGGCGUCUGUGACGGCAAAAGCGAACUCUGCGAAAGUGACGAAAGCGAAGAAAACGUCUGCUCCGAAGGUGCCUCGAGCACAUCCUCCUUACGUUGAGAUGAUUACGGAUGCGAUUGUGGCGAUGAAGGAGAGGACUGGUUCGAGCCAGUACGCGAUUGCGAAGUUCAUCGAAGAGAAGCAAAAGGCUCAUCUGCCGCCGAAUUUCAAGAAGCUUUUGCUCGUUCAGUUGAAGAAGCUCGUCGCAUCUGAGAAGCUUGUGAAGGUUAAGAACUCGUUCAAGCUGUCUUCGGCGGCGAAGCCUGUAUCAGCCGCUGUCAAGAAGGCUCCUGCUGCGGCGGCGACAGUGAAAGCUCCCGUGAAGAAGACGGUUGUUGCGAAGGCGAAGGCGAAGGCGAAGGCGAAGGCGAAGGCUGUAGGCGGUGCGAAGGCGACGGGUGUUACGCCGGUGAAGACAAAGAAGGUUGCGCCGAAGCCAAAGGCCGUGUCGAAGCCUAAGAAAGCUGCGAAGACAGCGACGGUGAAGUCACCGGGGAAGAAGGUGGCUGUGGCGAAGAAGAAGAAGGCUCCGGCGAGUGCGGUUAAGAAGCCGAAGAGUAUCAAGUCGCCGGCGAAGAAAGCGGCGACGAAGAAGGGGAGGAAGUGAGGAGGUAGUGGUGUGGUGUGCUGUGGUGGUUUGUUAGGGGUAGGGAUGUAGGGUAGUUUUGUAAAUUUGUGGAAUAGUGGGGGUUAGUUUGAAUGACAGUUGCUUUUUUAGUUUGUGUUUUGUUUUUAAUUUGGUUUGUUAACUAAAAGCAGUUUGAUUUAAUUUUAGUAUCUUUAAAAGAGUUUAAACGAGAUGGGGUGAAAUUUCAGUUGUAUGAAGUGCGUGUGUUUGUUUUGGUUUAUUUUUCUAGUGUAGUUUGGAUAUGAAUGAAUGACAAAAUAUGGAAUUUGACUAGUGUUGAAGA
Camellia sinensis is the source of this 1065-nucleotide messenger RNA. The record is from RefSeq and is a predicted model, not a curated record. NCBI's taxonomy places the organism in Eukaryota, Viridiplantae, Streptophyta, Magnoliopsida, Ericales, Theaceae.